AUUCACAUCAGACUCCAGUGAAGAGUUUAUUGAAGGACAGCGAGAACAUGAGUGAUCCAGAACACUGCAAAAUUAAAAAUGAAGACUCUGAACAACAAAUAGACCUAAUUGAAGAGACUAAGGGUAGUAAAGAGGAGGAACAUCAUGUCAAAAUUGAGGAAAAAAAUAAUUUACAGACUGAUGUUUUUUUGAAAAGGAGAGACGAGAAUCGUUUCACCUGCACUCAGUGUGGAAAGAGUUUGGCAGACAAAAGCAAACUUAAGAUUCACAUGAGGAUCCACACUGGAGAGAAACCAUUCACAUGCACUCAUUGUGGGAAGAGUUUCAGCCAAUCCUCAAACCUUAAUCAACACAUGAGGAUUCACACUGGAGAGAAACCAUUCACUUGCACUCAGUGUGGGAAGAGUUUCAUCCGCUUAUCAUACCUUAAUCAGCACAUGAGGAUCCACACUGGAGAGAAACCGUUCACAUGCACUCAGUGUGGAAAGAGUUUCAGGAUAUCAUCAUCCCUUAAUCUACACAUGAGGGACCACACUGGAGAGAAACCAUUUACUUGCACUCAGUGUAGGAAGAGUUUUAACUGCUCAUCACACCUUAAUAAACACAUGUGGAACCACACUGGAGAGAAACCAUUCACAUGCACUCAGUGUGGGAAGAGUUUCAGCCGAUCAUCAUCCCUUAAUCAACACAUGAUGAUCCACACUGGAGAGAAACCAUUCACUUGCACUCAGUGUGGGAAGAGUUUUAACAGCUCAUCACACCUUAAUCAGCACAUGAGAAUCCACACUGGAGAGAAACCAUUCACUUGCACUCAGUGUAGGAAUAGUUUUAACUGCUCAUCAGACCUUAAUAAGCACAUGAGGAUCCACACUGGAGAGAAACCAUUCUCAUGCACUCAGUGUGGGAAGAGUUUCAGCCAAUCGUCAUCCCUCAGUCACCACAUAAGGAUCCACACUGGAGAGAAACCAUUCACAUGCACUCUGUGUGUGAAGAGUUUUAGCCAAUGGUCAUCCCUUAAUCACCAUAUGAGGAUCCACGCUGGAGAGAAACCAUUUACAUGCACUCAGUGUGGGAAGAGUUUUACCUGCUCAUCACACCUUAAUAAACACAUGAAGAUCCACACUGGAGAGAAACCAUUCACAUGCACUUAAGCUGCGGUCACACUGGACUUUUCUCCCCAUAGACUUUCAUUCAUACGCACGCGAAUGCGUCAGACCAGAAAUGCAAGUUCGGGCAUCAAGUUUCGCAGUUUAUUGCCUUGCAAAGUUCAAGCUUGGUGAACUAUGACCUGCAAAAUCACAUAACUUGACUGUGUGAGAGCAGUCGAAGAUCAAAACAUGACCUCUCUGAACAGCAAUUUAAAAUAUGGACCAAUUGCACCCUUUUUUAAUAUCUAAUCAUCUUGUUUAGUCCCGCCCCUUUUUGCAGCGCUGUACAACAGAAUUUUGCAUGCUCAAACUCUAGUGUGACCGCAGCUUUGGUGUGGUAUGAGUUUCAGCAACUCAUCAAACCUUAAUAAACACAUGAAGAUCCAAACUGGUGUGAAAGAGUAUAUGUGCUUGAGUAUGAGAAGACUUUUAUUACAGCUCCAAAAUUGAAACUGCACCAGACGAUUCACACUGGAUAGACCGUACAAGUGUUCACACUGUGACAAGAAGUUUACUCAGUUAACACAUCUAAGAAGAUUCACACUGGAGAGAAACCGUACAGAUCUGAUCAGUGUCUAAAGAGCUUCGCUCAUUCGGCACAGCUUAAGAAACACAUUAACAAAAAGUUGCACACAUGACAUGAAUGCAGCAAAACAUUUUCUCAUGUGCACAGGAUGUUUCAUGUCUGAAUAAUGUUUGAAAAGGCUGAGUGACAGUAUACUGUUUUCCAACACUCCUACACUGCAGAAGGUGGGGUUGUAUAUGUGUCGCGUUUACCAUAAACGCGAUGAUGGCGGCUGAAAGAAGAACAGUUUCAUAAACACUGUGGCUUGAAAUCUCUUUGCAAGUGAUUGUACAGGUGCAGAUACAUCUGUACUCUACUCUCCAGUGUAUUCAUUUAGCUAGUGUUGUUUUGGGUGAUGUUCUCUGUCUGACUCCCUGAAUGAGAAAUCCAGAUUGGAGUAUGUGGUAAAUCCUGGUUGGAUGUGGCAUUACUUAUCAAUGGGCAUAUAAAAGUUGUUGUGCUAGCUACCCCGGAAUGCUGUGGCUACUCGGGAUUUCUUAUGUCAAGACCUGCCAUCUCAUUGACUUUUUAACCUUAUGGUUUUGUUUUGCAUUACUUAUAUCAUGUAGUUAAAGUGUUGUUGUGAUUAUAUCCUAAGUUCUUUAUCUUCAUUAUUAUCCCCAGACAUUUGUUGGUUGCUUUGAUUGAUUGUUCUAUGAGUG
Molecule: messenger RNA, 2375 nt
Organism: Danio aesculapii
Lineage: Eukaryota; Metazoa; Chordata; Actinopteri; Cypriniformes; Danionidae
Product: gastrula zinc finger protein XlCGF57.1-like
Exons: 2
Coding region: 48-1151 (367 amino acids)
Biological process (GO): regulation of transcription by RNA polymerase II; central nervous system development
Cellular component (GO): nucleus
Molecular function (GO): RNA polymerase II cis-regulatory region sequence-specific DNA binding; DNA-binding transcription factor activity, RNA polymerase II-specific
Source: RefSeq, a predicted model, not a curated record